This is a messenger RNA of Echinops telfairi (small Madagascar hedgehog), 135 nucleotides long. RefSeq names its product small integral membrane protein 11-like. The coding region runs from base 1 to 135 and encodes 44 amino acids. NCBI's taxonomy places the organism in Eukaryota, Metazoa, Chordata, Mammalia, Afrosoricida, Tenrecidae. The transcript has a single exon. The record is from RefSeq and is a predicted model, not a curated record.
AUGAACUGCCAGGUCCUUGAUCAUGUGCCCGCACUGCCUAGCUUGGCAGCAAAACCGCUGAUCCUCUGCCUGGCAUUAAGGAGAAGAUUGGAAGCAAAACGACAAAGACUGGAGGCUGAAAAGAAAAAGCAGUAG